GUUGCACGUGGUGAGGGUGUUUGUGCCCUACAUCCAGAUGAGAAUGCGAGACGAAAUUGCCACCCUAACUGUCAAGACCAGGCUACACUUAAGUGCUAAAUUCUUCUUCGGCAAGCAUUCCGAACGGAUCGACAUCAUCACCGACGUGAGCGUAAAAACGGAACUCAGCUUCGGCAGCUUUUGGCUGGGAGUCGUCGACGUUUCGUUUAGGUCGUGCCAUGCUGAAUUCAAAGUUGCAAGGAUAAUCAGCUCUUCCCGCCUGCAAACGAUCAAGGCGAAGCCCAUUGUAAAAACUGUCCUCACAGCUUCACUGCCCAGGUUGCUCUGCGAAGCGCUGCAGCAGGCCAUUGGGAUCGUGAGGGUCGAUUUUCUCUCUACGGUAGAUGUGUUUCUCCACGUGGGUCCGGUGGCGUCCAUCCAAUCUCAGCUGGCCAGCAGGCCGGUGAUCUCGUCAGCUUACUACGUGUUCGAGUUAAAUAUGAUUCUUCGGACCAAAAACCACUUCUUCAUUGUUCCUUUCAGCAAAUCCCCCAUCCCACUGCCCUCCCUGCAGGAUAAUGCUUUCAGCCUAGGCAUAACUCAGGACAACCUGAAUGUCAUUUUAGGAGUCCUCAUUCAGAUCCCAGUGCAAGAGUUCAGCGGCACGCCAGAAGUGUUUUCUGGUGCCACGGAGCUGACGGCUGUUAUUGCAGGCCUCUUUUCACAUCAGAAGUGCCACAAGUGUCCUAUCCAACCUCCACUGAAAAUUGCCAUUACUUUAGUGGGAUCUAAGAAGAUCAUCCUGGAGCCCAGCCUGAUCAUCAUUCACCUUUCAGUCGAGAUCUCCUUCUCAGUGACGAGUCCUUCUGGAGCCCUCAACGGCCUCUUUGUUCUGAGGGCUAAUUUAGCACUAAGUACCCAGGCUGACGUUCAUGAUAACAAGCUGCAGUUCUCCUCGAAAGUGACCAGUAUGGAGCUGAUCCUGGUUUCUUCAGAAUUUGGGACGAUUGAA
Messenger RNA from Python bivittatus (Burmese python), 991 nucleotides. NCBI's taxonomy places the organism in Eukaryota, Metazoa, Chordata, Lepidosauria, Squamata, Pythonidae. The record is from RefSeq and is a predicted model, not a curated record.